AUGAUAUUUGUAACAGUAAACGAAACAAACUGUUUAAUAAAAGAAAAUAUUCCUACUCUUGAAAAUCUUUCAAAUGAACUUAUUUAUGAAAUAUUUGAAUUUCUCAAUUAUCAUCAUGCAUUUCAAGCUUUUUAUGAUCUUAAACAAAGAUUUCAAGAUCUUUUUCUUAAUUCAAAUCUUCCAAUUAAAAUCAAUAUUUCAUCUAUAUCAAAAUCUAAAUUACAGCAUUAUUUAACACAUAUUAUUAAACCUUGUGCUUAUCGAAUUGAAUUAUUUCGAUUAUCGAAUCCAUUUAUUGAUCUAUGUUUAUUACUAUUGCCAAUAAUGAAAAAUUUAACUCAACUUACAACACUUAUUUUAAAUAAUAUUGAAUCGAAUUAUAUUGAACAAAUUGUAAAUCAUUUAUCUUGUUUACCUGUUUUAUCUUCAUUGAUUAUCACAUCGAUUGAUACUAUUAAAAAUCACAAGAAUAUUUAUUAUAAAAUCUUUCGUUUACCUAUAUUGAAAUACUGUCAAAUAUUAAUUGAAUUAUUACAAUGUCCAAAAUCAUUACCUGUUGCUACAAAUGAAUUUAGUACUAUCGAACAUCUCAUCAUUAAUCAUGAAAUUUCGAUUGAUCAACUUCCUAUUUUAUUAUCUUAUGUUCCACAACUACGUCGUUUAUCGAUUGGUAAUCUAAAGGAACCUAAAUUCAACCGAACCGGAAGUGGUUCAAUAAGCUUAAAUUAUUUAACAAAUGUUUCACUUAAAUUAGAUAAUGUCAAUUUUGAUGAUUUUGAAAUCUUAGUAACAAAUUAUUUUCGUCAAAUUCAAAUUUUAACUAUUGCAAUACAAUAUAUUGGAUUUUACGUUAAUAGCACACAAUAUUUAAAUGCUGAUCGAUGGGAACAAUUAAUUUCAACUUAUAUGUUAAAUCUACGUAUCUUUGAUUUUCAACUUUCAUAUCGUGGAUUGGAUUCCUACGAUGAACGUCAAGCAUUUGAAACUCUUAUCAAUAAAUUUAAUUCAAUAUUUUGGAUAGAACAUCAAUGGUUCUUUGACCAUCAUUAUCAUCAUAUAACAUGGUCGAAUGCUGCUGUCUUCUAUUCAAGAAAUCCAUAUAGAAGAAAAGAUUAUGUAUUGUAUGAUGAACUAGUCGAAAAUAUCUGGUCAUCUCGUUUUGAUAUUAAUGAAGAUCCAAUUCAUCAUAUUUGUAUUCAUAGUAUAAAUAUGAUUAAAAAAUCCAUUGAUAAUUUUCCAAAUGCUACUAAACUAACAUUUUGUGAAACAUUUGAAGUACCUCGUGAUUUAAUUGUCAUUGAUUUGAAUCGUUUUCUUCCAUUGAAACAAUUAACUAAACUAACUAUUAAAUGUCAUCGUUUUUCUUUUGAACAAUUAAUUGAACUUUUACAAUUUACACCUAAUAUUCAUGUAUUGAAACUUGAUUCUAUAUUACUUUAUCGAACUAAUUCUGUUUCAAUUCAACAAAAUGAAUUAUCAAAAUUGGUAUCUAAUAUGAAUACUAUAACAAAAGUAACAAUUAAUAAAGAAGUUACAUUAGAAAAAAUUCAAUUACUUACUACUAUUUUUUCUCGAAUGGAAUAUCUUACUAUUAAUUUAUAUAAAGAAGAUUUGGAACCAAUAGCUCGAUUUUUAUUAUCAAAAUCUAAUAAUAACACUCGUUAUUUAUCUUCAUUGUGUAUUUCAAAGCAACGUAAUGAUCUGAUGACAAUAUUGAAAACUUUGAUUAAAUCAAAAAAACUUCUUCAUGAUUAUAUUCUCAAAGUUAUUAAUCGAAAAUUGUAUUUAUGGUGGUAG
This is a messenger RNA of Rotaria sordida, 1797 nucleotides long. Lineage: Eukaryota; Metazoa; Rotifera; Eurotatoria; Philodinida; Philodinidae. The record is from the annotation of a GenBank genome assembly.